Messenger RNA from Heterotrigona itama, 858 nucleotides. NCBI's taxonomy places the organism in Eukaryota, Metazoa, Arthropoda, Insecta, Hymenoptera, Apidae. The record is from the annotation of a GenBank genome assembly.
AUGGCGGAGGAGGUUUUGGAGGCGGCGGUGGUGGAUUCGACGAUCAUCACGGUGGCGGAGGAUUUGGCGGAGGAGGAGGUGGUGGCGGUGGAUUCGAUUUACACCAUGGCGGAGGAGGUUUUGGAGGCGGCGGUGGUGGAUUCGAUGAUCAUCACGGUGGCGGAGGAGGUGGAUACGGAGGUGGUGGCGGUGGGUUCGAUUCACACCAUGGUGGAGGAGGCGGUGGAUAUGGAAAUGGAGGAGGAUUUAAUGAUCACCAUGGAGGAGGAGGUUUUGGAGGUGGCGGUCACGGUGGUGGCUAUGGUGGUGGCUAUGGUGGUGGCGGUGGAGGUGGAGGUGGAUUCCACGCAUCUUCUGGCUUCGGAAGCAGUGGCCACGGUGGAGGUGGAGGUGGUGGAUACAGUUCCGGAGGUGGUUAUGACUCGUACUCGAGCGGCGGCCAUGGCGGCGGUGGUUUCUCGGGCUACCACAAGAAAAAAUAAAAACGAACGAAUAUCGCGUUUCCAAUCUUUGACCGACUUUCGAGAUCGUGGCGAUCGGGCGUAUUCCGCGUUCCCUCAUCACGCGAUCGUUAAGUGUCACGAUCAUGAUCCAUCCGCGAGUAAACAAGGAAGAAUAGCUCGUUCGAGUAUUAUCGAUACAGAAAGUUUUGCUCGAUUGCUCGAGGAUCGGUUAAUCGUGCAAAUUCUGCACGACGUUUUAGUUACUUUUCAAUGUCUACUCGCGUGCGUUUCACAACUACGACGCAUCUACCUGAUUGUUUUAUUCGUUGCAGUUAUUGUAUAUAUUAUACGUUGUGUAAAUACUCCUCUUUCUACUGUUAUUUUUAAUAAAUUGUUUUGUAUUUGCGUUUUGUAA